AGCAGCUCCCGCUCCACCACUGACUUGUCUUACAGUCAGUCAGAUUUGACUGCGCUGCUGGGCUCGUACGUAUUUAGCCGGCAUCGCAGCAUUUAGCACCGUUAAUUCGCUCCUGCGCUUCAUUAUAGCAUGGAGUGCAUGGCGACGUACAAUCCUGCUACAGCCUAACGCCCGUACAUCACAGCACGGCGGCUCUCCCGUUCUCUUACUCCACUUGCCCCAGGCGUUACUAGCAGACAUGGACAAAGAAAGGAAGCUUUCCCGGCAAUACGGCUCCCUGGAGCACACGAAGUGGAAAGCUGAGGUGAAUGCAGAUGAAGACAUCGUUUCCAUGGCAGACUCUACCAUCACUAUAGAUGACAUCGAGGGGGAGCUCUUCAAGAUUGAAAGGAUAAGGGAGGUCCUGGUCAGGAGGGAGUCGGAGCUCAGAUACAUGAUGGAUGACAUUCAGCUUUGUAAAGAAAUCACCCGACUGAAGAAAGAACUCCAGAAGCUUGUCUCGAUACCAGAUAAAGAUAAGUCAAAUGAAGACAAGCAAAAAGAAGAGGAGCUUCUUCAACAGAUUCAUAAGCUUGUGGAAACCAGAGACUUCCUGGUGGACGAUGUCGAGUUCGAAAGGCUGAGGGAAAAAGAAGAAGACAAGGAAAUGGCCGACUUCUUGCAGUCGAAAUUAUCAAAAGACCCCAUCAGGGAGAAGAAAAUGACUUCUAGAGCACAGCAGACCUCCACGCCUUUUGUGACCAAGACAGGCCUGAGGCUGCUUAAAGAGUGCUGUGGCUUCACCUGCUCUGUAAUGUAAAACAAGGCCAAGGGCUGCUACGUGAGAAGGGGCCUUCCCUAAGGGUCUGUGUCCUAAGGGAAUCUCGUUGGAAGCUGAGGAGUGCUGGGCUGGAGAGCGGCCGCGUCUUAUCUGUGUCAUUGCUUGUAUUGCCUCCUCUUGUCUCUUUCCCAUUCUCCCGAGAUGUGACGUAGUGUGUGGACUUUUCAAAUAAUUCUCCAGGGUCCUAAAAUCAAGUGCACUGUUCUGUACAGGCAACAAUCCAAACUCUAAGCUGAGAACAAGUUUUGGUCAGGGAGGACUGAAGGGAUCACUGGUCUGUUGUCUUCACUGAUAACCCCUCUGCUGGACCACAGCAAGAUGAUGACGCCUUAUUAUUGGGUGUCAUCUCAUAGCUGGAAUGGGCCCCUACAGUAGAUAUUUUCCUCACAUAAAUUUGUCCUGGAUUCACGGUGUUGCAAACAAAAGACAGGAGACAAGAUAGUGGACCUUGCUAAACAUCCUGAUCUUCACAACAUUGGCAAAUUCAUUUUCAGGGAAGACACAAUUGCCCAGAGGACGGGGGGACCGUGGUGGAAAUGGCAUUUUGAAUGUUGUCUGAGCACCAGAAGCUUAAAAAUAUAUUUUAUAGAUUUGUUAAUUGAAUUAUUUAUUUUUAAUUAGGUCAUACGGUGCUCUUGGUGAAUGUUGCUGUAUUACAGUGUUAAGUUUUAACUAAUAGUUAUAUUUGUGCAUGCAAGGUAAUCUGAUUGUAUCAUUCCAUCUUUGAGCCCCCAUCUUUAUAAUACCCUGUGAAUCAUAAAUUAUUAUGCUGGGGCAAUGACAUUUUUCAGCAUGAUUCACAAUUAAACCUUGUAUUUGUUUAGAAAUAUAAGUAUUUUCUAUAUGGUUAAAGUUUAUGUAAACUGUAAUGCAUUUUUUUAUUGUCAGUUUUAUUUUUUGUCAUGUUGUACAUGGAUUUUUUGUUACCUACGAUUUACUGUUUGACAAACUAACCAUUAUAACAAAUAAAGAAUUAUUUUACAAAUGACA
Polypterus senegalus (gray bichir) is the source of this 1810-nucleotide messenger RNA. Its product is annotated as bMERB domain-containing protein 1-like. The transcript has 6 exons. The record is from RefSeq and is a predicted model, not a curated record. The coding region runs from base 239 to 799 and encodes 186 amino acids. Lineage: Eukaryota; Metazoa; Chordata; Cladistia; Polypteriformes; Polypteridae.